AUGGAUUUGUCCAGGUUCGCGUCUCCGCGCCCCCCGGGCCUGCAGAUCGGCGCCGCCGCCUCCCUCCGGGGGGCCUGCUCGCUGCGCCGACCCCGGCACAGAGGCGGAGUCCACGGCGGCCGGGGCGGGAACCUCAUGGUCGCCUCGGCCCUCCGCGGCUCAAGCAGCGGCCUCUUCUACGCCGCCCCGAACCACGCCCGUCUCCGGCUCACACGGACCGGGUCGGCGGGCUGCCAGGGCAACGACUCGCUGGCCUACGUGGACGGCCCGCUGGAGGGCACCAAGGGCAGCAGCAGCAGCUCCAGCGAGGGCAGCGACGAGGCGGCGGGGUCCGACGGCGAGGAGAGAGCCCGCAGUGCCGCUGCCGUCGACGUGGACGAUCUCAGGGACCUGCUGCACAAGGCCAGGAAGGAGCUGGAGGUGGCCAGGCUCAACAGCACCAUGUUCGAGGGCAAGGCGCAGCGCAUAUCCGAGUCGGCCAUCGCGCUCAAGGACCGUGCCGACAGCGCGCAGACCGAGGUGUCCGCCGCCGUGGCCACCGUGCAGGAGAUCAUCAGCAAGGAGGACGACGCCAAGGAGGCCGUCCGCAAGGCCACCAUGGCGCUCUCCAUGGCCGAGGCCCGGCUGCAGCUCGCCGCUGAGGCGCUGGACGCCAAGAGGGGCUCGGUCGGCCAGCUGGAGGUCAGCCUCGACGACGUCGAGGAGGAGGCGCUCGCGUCCGCCCAGGAGGAGAUCAAGGGGUGCCAGGCCAGCCUGUCAAAGUGCGAGGAGGAGCUCGGGCGGGUCCAGGGGAAGAAGAUGGAGCUGCAGAAGGAGGUCGACAGGCUGACCGAGCUCGCCGAGAGGGCUCUCCUGGACGCCUCCAAGGCCGAGGAGGAUGUUUCCAAUAUAAUGGUGUUGGCUGAGCAGGCCGUGGCUCUUGAGAUGGAAGCAGCCAAGCGCGUGAACGACGCGGAGCUGGCGUUACAGAAGGCGGAGAAGGCGGUCGAGUCCGUUGUGGAGCUGGUGCCGGCUGCUGAUGGGCACAUGAGUGACGAAGAGGACGAUCUUUCUGAUGUUUAUGACUAUAGCGGUGACGGCAUGGCUGACAUUUCUGAAAGGGAUGAGGUGUCAAAUGUCGAGCGUUUGAUGCAGAUUAGCGACUUGGCUGCUGAAGGCAUCGAGCCACUUGAACCGUCUAAUGAAAUGCCUGUUGAAGAACGCGGUGACAAGUUGCUUGUUGAGCCUCAGAAAGAAGCUGAACCUGACGUAGAUAAGUCAAAGCAAGGGAAGAAGCAGGAGUCUUCCAAAUCAUCGUUGAAGAGGUCAUCUCGUUUUUUCUCGGCGUCUUUCUUCUCCUCCAAAUCGGAUGGAGAAUUUACACCUACAUCUGUAUUCCGAGGGCUAAUGAAAUCAGCAAGAAAACAAGCACCAGCUCUUGUUGCCGGGAUACUGCUUCUUGGCGCAGGGGCAUUCUUCUUCAAUAGAGCUGAGAAGAAUAGUCAAUUGUUUCAGCAGCCAGGCAUAACCACCACAAGUAUUGAAGAAGUUACCUCCACUGCAAAGCCCAUAGUUCGCGAGAUUCGGCAGUUACCACAAAGAAUAAAAAAGCUAAUCGAGCUCUUACCUCAUCAAGAGGUAAAUGAGGAAGAAGCUUCGCUUUUUGACGUACUAUAUUUGCUGCUGGCCAGUGUUGUUUUUGUACCAUUAUUCCAGAAAAUACCUGGAGGUAGUCCUGUUCUUGGAUAUCUUGCUGCUGGUGUCCUCAUUGGUCCCUAUGGUCUUUCUAUCAUCCGCAAUGUCCAUGGAACAAAGGCAAUUGCUGAAUUUGGAGUCGUGUUCUUGUUAUUUAACAUUGGCCUUGAGCUUUCUGUGGAAAGGUUAAGUUCGAUGAAGAAGUAUGUCUUUGGAUUAGGCUCUGCUCAGGUGUUGGUUACUACAGCAGUUGUUGGUCUGGCAGCUCACCGUUUUGCAGCACUACCAGGACCAGCGGCAAUUGUUGUUGGGAGUGGUUUGGCUCUAUCAUCCACAGCUGUCGUCUUGCAAGUACUACAAGAACGUGGGGAGAGCACAUCACGGCAUGGACGCGCCACAUUUUCUGUGCUACUUUUCCAGGAUCUGGCCGUGGUGGUUCUGUUGAUAUUGAUCCCACUCAUAUCACCUAAUUCUUCAAAAGGAGGGGUUGGGUUCCAAGCAAUAUUGGAAGCUAUGGGAAUGGCUGCGGUAAAGGCAAUAGCUGCUAUAACUGCCAUCAUUGCUGGAGGUCGUUUGUUCCUUCGGCCAAUUUACAGGCAAAUUGCUGAAAAUCGGAAUGCUGAGAUAUUUUCAGCAAAUACUCUCCUUGUUAUAUUUGGGACAAGUCUUCUUACUGCUCGGGCUGGCUUAUCGAUGGCACUGGGAGCAUUUUUGGCUGGUUUGUUGUUAGCAGAAACAGAGUUCUCCUUGCAGGUUGAGUCGGAUAUUGCUCCUUACCGUGGCCUUCUGUUAGGUCUAUUCUUUAUGACGGUUGGAAUGUCUAUUGACCCAAAGCUGUUUCUGUCAAACUUCCCAGCAGUCUCUUUGAUAUUAGGUCUCUUAAUUAUUGGAAAGACACUGUUAGUAACAUUUAUUGGUAGAGUGUUUGGAGUUUCCACCAUAGCUGCUGUUCGGGUUGGUCUUUUGCUUGCACCUGGUGGGGAGUUUGCUUUUGUUGCCUUUGGAGAAGCCGUUAACCAGGGUCUUCUAUCGCCUCAAUUAUCGUCAUUAUUAUUUUUGGUGGUUGGCCUUUCAAUGGCUAUGACACCAUAUUUAGCUGCUGGAGGGCAGUUUCUAGCAUCAAAAUUUGAGCAGCAUGAUGUCAGGAGUUUAUUGCCAGUGGAAAGUGAGACGGAUGACUUGCAAGGCCAUAUUAUUAUUUUGGGAUUUGGACGUGUUGGGCAGAUCAUCGCCCAACUCCUGUCAGAACGGUUAAUUCCAUUUGUUGCGCUUGAUGUUCGAAGUGAUCGGGUGGCAGUUGGGCGCGCACUUGAUCUACCAGUAUAUUUCGGUGAUGCAGGAAGCAGAGAGGUACUGCACAAAGUUGGAGCUGAGAGGGCAUGUGCUGCUGCCAUUACUUUAGAUACUCCUGGUGCAAACUAUAGAGCUGUAUGGGCUCUGAGCAAAUACUUCCCAAAUGUGAAGACAUUUGUCAGAGCACAUGAUGUUGAUCAUGGUGUUAAUUUGGAGAAAGCUGGUGCAUCAGCGGUUGUCCCUGAGACCUUAGAACCAAGUCUUCAAUUGGCUGCUGCUGUUCUUGCUCAAGCAAAACUUCCAAUGUCCGAGAUUGCAACAACGAUCAACGAGUUCAGGAAUCGUCAUUUGUCAGAGCUAACGGAGCUUUGUUCUACAAGUGGGAGCUCCCUAGGCUACGGCUUCUCUCGAGUCAUGUCGAAAACGAAGCCUGUGGUCUCUGACGACGAGAGCGACACCAUUGAUGGAGCCCUGGCGAUCUGA
This is a messenger RNA of Triticum turgidum subsp. durum (durum wheat), 3450 nucleotides long. The record is from the annotation of a GenBank genome assembly. Lineage: Eukaryota; Viridiplantae; Streptophyta; Magnoliopsida; Poales; Poaceae.